AUGUUGUUGGAGUUUGGAUACUGAAAGAGACUCCAAAAUCUCAAAGCCAAAAAGCCAAAUCUUUUAUUGCUUUCAAUUCACUUAUACUUUCUUUGAUUCUACUUUCCUUUUCUGUUUAAUUUUUCUCAUACAUAUCCUCCCUCCCAUUUAAGCCAAAACCCAUCACUAGAGAGAAGAAGACAGUAGAAGGAUCCCAUUUUUCUAAUUGAAAAAUGGGUAUACCUUCAGAUGAUGUUGUUCUUAUCAGUCAAUCUGAAAACCAAGAAAAUUUACACAUAAUUACAGUAAACUGUCCAGACAAAACUGGUUUGGGUUGUGAUCUUUGUCGAAUAAUACUUUUGUUUCAGUUGAGCAUUGUCAAAGGAGAUGUUUCAACAGAUGGGAAAUGGUGUUAUUUAGUGUUCUGGGUUGUUGGGAAAUCAACAACUAGAUGGAGUUCAUUGAAGAACAGAUUGGUAAAUGCAUGUCCAACUUGUUCAUCAGCUUCUGAGAUUUACUAUUACAAGGCUGAAUCCUUUAAAAAACCUAAACCUUCUGAGGUUUUUCUAUUGAAGUUGUGUUGUAAUAAUAGAAGUGGUCUUUUGCAUGAUGUGACAAAGGUUCUAUGUGAGCUUGAGCUUGUUAUAAAGAGAGUGAAGAUAUCUACGACUCCAGAUGGGAGCGUCAUGGAUUUGUUCUUUAUAACAGACACAAGGGAACUUCUGCACACAAAGAGCAGACAAGAGGAAGCACACAGCCAUCUCAAAACUGUUUUAGGGGAUGUAAUGAUAAGCUGUGAUAUAGAAUUAGUUGUCAAGGAGAUGGCAACUUCUUCGCAAGGGAACACUUUUCUUCCGCCUGAUCUUGCAGAAGAGAUGUUUAGCUUAGAGAUGCCAAAAGAACCCACAAGUGGGCACUCCGAUCAGAAAACCGUAUCUGUCAUUAUGGAUAACCAUCUCAGCCCAGCUCAUACUCUCAUCCAAAUUCAGUGUGAGGACCACAAAGGGCUGCUCUAUGACAUCAUGAGAACUCUGAAGGAUUAUAACAUUCAGAUUUCUUAUGGACGAUUUAAUACGAAACAAGGAAGGAAGUGUGAGGUUGAUUUGUUUAUAGUACAAGCAGAUGGUAAGAAGGUUGUAGACCCAAACAAGCAGACUUCAUUAUGCUCACGCCUGCGCAUGGAACUGACCCAUCCACUCAGAGUGACAAUGGUCAGCCAGGGUCCCGACACAGAACUUUUAGUUGCUAAUCCUGUGGAGUUAUCUGGCAAAGGACGUCCUCUUGUUUUCUAUGACAUUACCUUCGCCCUCAAGAAGCUUGGCACUUGCAUUUUCUCGGCUAAGAUUGGGAGACAUAUAAUUAAAGAUCGAGAAUGGGAAGUUUACAAAAUCCGUCUUGACGAAGGGAAUGGUUUCUCACUAUCGACCAAAAAGAUUGAACGUGAAGUGAGGAACAUGUUGAUGGGCUGGGAGGCGUAACUACUAUACUACACUACUCAAAGAAUGCUUCCACGCGAACAUUAAGUGGUAAGAAACCCUUCUCAGACAAAGCUCGCACUGUACAGUUUCUUUAAGGAAUUUCUUGUCAUUUCUUAAAACUAAAAUGUAAAUUAUGAAAGUGCAUGUAAAUAGCUUAAAAUAACAGGGUGAGUUAUCGUUACUGCAAUGCACGAAACACCUCACCGUGUCUUGAGUUUGUUGUUGCUACUACAUACGUGAGCGAAAAUGGUAACUGAAAGGUGAAGUAGUUACGGAGAGAAAGAUGAGUUGAGCUUUCUGCUUUCUGUUGGGGGUGGUGUGGAUCAUGCAUUCUAUUUUUGUAUAUACUACUAAAUAGGCUUUGUGUUUUCUUCAUUUUCUUCUUUGUUAAUAUUUCCAAAAUAAAAAAGAAGUUGAUAUUUGAACAACGUUCAUUUGA
Molecule: messenger RNA, 1896 nt
Organism: Papaver somniferum (opium poppy)
Lineage: Eukaryota; Viridiplantae; Streptophyta; Magnoliopsida; Ranunculales; Papaveraceae
Product: ACT domain-containing protein ACR10-like
Exons: 6
Coding region: 213-1457 (414 amino acids)
Source: RefSeq, a predicted model, not a curated record